Molecule: messenger RNA, 957 nt
Organism: Myzus persicae (green peach aphid)
Lineage: Eukaryota; Metazoa; Arthropoda; Insecta; Hemiptera; Aphididae
Exons: 4
Coding region: 375-794 (139 amino acids)
Molecular function (GO): protein binding
Source: RefSeq, a predicted model, not a curated record
UCAGUAUUCAGUAGUCACUAUAUAGUCGACCGGUCGCCAGUGUCUGCGACCGUUGGUUGUGUACUUGUGUCGGUAUUUGCACUUUUGUGUUUUUUGAAUUUUUUUAUUCGUUUGUCAUUUUGUUCUUUCUGAUUUAAUAUAUUCUGUGGUAUCAUCAUGACAAAAUGUAUUAAUAUAUACUUUGUCAUUAAUUAUUGUCGCUUAGGAACCGGAAUAUUAUGAUUCGAAAACGUUAAACGACAAAAUCCAGGAACAUAAAAACGUUCGACGCUCAACACUUUCGAGUCUUGACGCUCGAGUUCUAUUGUUCAAAGUCGGCUUUACGGACUUAAACGAUUAUUUAACACUUAGAGGCUGCUAGUCUAGUAGUGGCGAUGGAACAACAAACUGAUGUCGUGGACGCAAAGUUGCACGAAGUUGUUAAACAGUCUCUAAAAGAUGGUCCUAAUUGGAACAACUUUGCAUUAACAGUUGAAACAGAAAUAAGAAAAAUCUUAAAAGAAAAACGUGUAAUCAAUAGUACUACAGAAAAGAAACCUGAACAAUCUGAAACAAUUGAGUUGAUUAACAAGCUCAUAUCUGAAUACAUGGAUUGGAUGGGAUACAAAUUGACAAACUCAAUGUUUAAGAAAGAAUUGGGAACCGAGUUAAAGACAAAUGGUUAUCGGAAGCAGAUGACUUCAUUAUUAUGCCUUGAAGACAGCGAUGAAACAUUAAAACUGCCUCUUCUUACAGUGUUAAUAACAAUGUUUAAGAAUAAAGACGGAGACAAUAAAAAACCUUUAGAUAUUUGAGGCAUAACCUUCCAUUUAAACCAAAUACUUUUAUAUUACUUAUGUAUUAUACAUCUCUGUAAAUUAUUGUAAUCUUUAGUUAUACGAUAUAAUUUAAUGUAAAGAUUAAUAUUUUACAACUGUUCUGUUGUAACAAAUAUAACUGCUAAGCAAUAAAAAAAAA